Messenger RNA from Purpureocillium takamizusanense, 2325 nucleotides. It is a transcript of the gene VPS17, whose product is annotated as Vacuolar protein sorting-associated protein 17. The record is from RefSeq and is a predicted model, not a curated record. Gene Ontology annotation, molecular function: phosphatidylinositol-3-phosphate binding. Gene Ontology annotation, cellular component: retromer complex; endosome; retromer, tubulation complex. Lineage: Eukaryota; Fungi; Ascomycota; Sordariomycetes; Hypocreales; Ophiocordycipitaceae. The coding region runs from base 219 to 2042 and encodes 607 amino acids. The transcript has 3 exons. Gene Ontology annotation, biological process: retrograde transport, endosome to Golgi; intracellular protein transport.
CCUUGCGUCACCGUCGCGCCCGCAACUGGCCAUUGCUCGCUCUCACCACCACGCCAUCGCAAGCAUUGACGCCGCUCUAGGAUCCGCACCAUGGUCGAUGCUUGAAGCCUCGCCAGCUAGAUUUCCGCGACUUCUCCCGCCGAAGCGACGCAAGCUCCACACGCGCCGACCGAAGUCUAGCAACGUCAUCCCCCGCAGCGCACGCGGCAACCAUCGCCAUGGACUACAGCGCGUCCAUUAACGAGGCCGAGGAUCCGGCCGGUGCCUCGCCCUGGGGUAACUCGCCCCAGUCUUCGCCGCACCACAGUCGGACCGCCUUUGGCAACGUCGCUAGCGAGCCGCCGCCCUUCCCGUACACCCCCGAGAACUCCAACGGUCUCGGGCCAGCGGCUGUUGAGGGAGAGGGGUUCCAACGCCCGGGAACCGCUGCGACCGAGUCUGGCACCGAAGGCGAGGCUGGAGAUUCUUUGGCGAGUGAAGCCAAUGCAGCUGAGACGGUUGGUAGCUCGCAAGCCGUGGCCGCCGAGCAGGCCUCGCACACCUCGCAUGCCGAGCCCCGUUCCCAGCCAGCCGCCGCUCCGCAUGCGCAGCCUGGGCAGACGCGACAACCUCCUAAACCAGCUCAGCCUCAGUACAGGUUGCAGGCCAAAAUCACCGGCCUUGAGCGAACCGGCAAAAAGGACCCCGUGCUGCGGUUCGAUGUUCAUACGAACCUUCCACGGUUCCGGACGACCCAAUAUCGCGAUGUGAGGCGACUGCAUUCCGAAUUCGUCAAGCUAGCUGAUCACUUGAUUUCCGCCAACCCCGAGGCCCUGGUACCUGCGGUCCCGCCUCCCGUCACGGCGGCUGGGGCCGGCACCGACGAGGACGAGACUCGCGUCAAGGCCAUGAUGCAGCGGUGGUUCAACUACGUGUGCAGCAAUGACGUUCUGAUGAGGGAUGAUGAGAUGAUUCUUUUCGUCGAGAGCGACUUUGGCUACAGCCCGCUGGUAAAGAUGAAGCAACCUGCCACGGGCGUACGCCGGAAGAUCCUGAAGCAAUUCGCGCCCCCUCCUGAUGAUACCCCUGAGCUGGCGGAUGCCCGACCUACGGUCAAGUUGUUCUAUCUCGGCACAAUGGAUGCCGGUCACAAGGUGGACAAAAUGGUCAAGGCUCGGCGAGGCCUCGGUCUCGCGGAAUCUGACUAUGGAGUCAAGCUGGGCAGCAUGAACGUCCAGGAGCCACAUCCCGGUCUCGCCAAUGCCUACAGGAAGCUCGGCAAGGUCGUGCAGACCGUGGGCGACUACCACGCCGCCCAAGCGACGGCUGAGGCGGCCACAAUCGGAGACCCGUUUCAAUACCACUCCCAGGACUCUUUCAUCGUCAAGGAGUCCCUGACGAACCGCCAGAUCCUCAUUCGGGAGUUCCUGCAGGCGCAGGAAGCAACGCGAAGCAAACUCAACGCCGCCGACCGGCUCAAGGCUAGCUCAAGCGUGCGACGCGAAAAGGUUGACGAAGCCAUCGCGGCCCUCGACGAGGCCAGACAGAACGAAGAGUCGCUCUACAACAAGACCAACCGCGUCACGCAGAACCUUGUGCAGGAGCGGCGGAAGUGGUUCUCUCGCACUGCGGCCGACCUCCGACUGAGCAUCCGCGAGUACGUCUGUCGCGAAAUCGAAGCUGAGCGGCGGACGCUGGCUCUCCUGGAGACUGUGCGACCAGACAUACGCUCCAUCGACGCCUCGGGCGGCCUCAGCCGUCUCGGUCGCGAGGCGCACCCCACCAUCCGCCGCGCCAGCAUGGCCGCCAGCCAAGGCCCCAAGGGGGACGCGUGGAGCGGCGUGCCUCGGCGCUCCGACGCCACGAGCCGCAGUGUCUCGAGCAGCUUCAUGGGCAAGGUUGCCGAGGAGGGCGACGGCGGCGAUGACGAGCGCGAAGCCGGCCAGGGCAAGGCCGGUGGCGCAGGUACCGCUCACGCUGGCCUGCCGGGAGUGAAUGAGGACGACGACGACCGCAUCGAUGCGAGGAACGCGGCAAGCCGGCUCGCGACGAGCACCUUUUGAGGGAGAGUGGCGUGGCUGGUGAGAGUGUCGACGAUGAAUGUUAUGACGCAAGUGGUGCGGAGGCGGGCGGCUGGAUGGGGCACAUGGGCUUCAGUAUAUGCCUUUACUGCUAUGGCAUGUGCGCUUGUCCCCACGCUUCAUGGCUCCUACGGCACCAUAGCUGUUCAAUUAACAAUGUGUAUGCUGGAAUGGCCUGAGAAGCUGUCAUCAGUUCCAGCACCGGUGUAAACACUUUAGCGUAUAUGUCAACCAAGGCUAGUUAGUAUUUGCUUGCUUGGGACAA